AUGGAGUGCUGUUACGCUACUAAGCUAUCAUCACCAUGCAGUUCUUCUAUCCUUAACCUUCAGGGUUCUUCAUCACCUGUUUGCAACAAAUUGUCUGAAACUUCAGUUCAUUCUCGGUUGCUGUCCUCUCCACUUCCUAAACCAUUUCUUCAACUUAAUGACAGACUGCUGUAUAGGAAAAAAUCAGCUCGUAAAACAUACAGGGGGGCCAUAUUAGCGGAAGCUGGAAAGCAGGGUUGGGACUUCGGCAGGUUUGUGAAAACUUUGUAUUUCUUCAAUGGACCGCCAUCUCCUGCUAAGUUCUUUGAGUUUUUAAUUGAGAAACUAUCCGGUCCAUCACCUAGCGAACCCAAGAAGUCAAUGGCAAGUUCCGGUAUUGUCUUGGUUGUUGGAGCAACAGGUGGUGUUGGGAGAAGAGUAGUUGACAUCUUGCGGAAGAAGGGAUUGCCCAUCCGAGUAUUGGUCAGAAAUGAAGAAAAGGCAAGAAAGAUACUAGGACCAGAUAUUGACUUGAUCAUUGGAGACAUUACUAAAGAGAGCACUUUGCUGCCUGAGUACUUCAAAGGAGUGAGGAAAGUUAUAAAUGCUGCUUCUGUCAUUAUUGGCCCAAAGGAAGGCGACACCCCAGAAAGGGCAAAAUAUAGUCAAGGAAUCAAGUUCUUCGAACCAGAGAUUAAAGGUGAUUCACCUGAAAUGGUGGAGUUUGUCGGGAUGAGAAAUUUGAUUAAUGCUGUAAAGGGGAGUGUUGGCCUUCGAAAUGGGGUACUGCUAUUUGGAUGUGAAGAUAAUGGUUUUAGAGAUCUCGCUUGGGGUGCUUUAGAUGAUGUUGUGAUGGGAGGAGUUAGUGAAAGCACAUUUUUAAUUGAUACAACUGGAGGGGAAAAUGGUGGACCAACUGGGGUGUUUAAAGGCAUUGUUUCAACUACGAACAAUGGUGGCUUCACGAGUAUCAGAACUAAGAAUUCUUCAGCACCUGAGGAUCUUUCUGCAUAUGAUGGUUUGGAGCUACGCCUUAAAGGUGAUGGACGUCGGUAUAAAUUUAUUGUUCGCACUAGUCGUGAUUGGGACACUGUUGGCUAUACAGCAAGCUUUGACACUGCAGAAGGUCAAUGGCAAUCAAUACGCCUGCCUUUUUCUUCUUUGAUCCCUGUAUUCCGAGCUCGAACUGUACCAGAUGGUCCCCCUUUUGAUCCAAGUAGCAUUGUCUCACUGCAGCUUAUGUUCAGCAAGUUUGAGUACGAUGGGAAAUUGAAUCCAACUUUUUUAGAAGGACCAUUUCAGCUUCCUGUAUCAAGCAUAAGGACAUUUAUCAAGGAUCCUGUAACUCCCAGGUUUGUGCAUGUGAGCUCUGCAGGAGUUACCAGACCAGAUCGACCUGGUCUUGAUCUCAGCAAACAACCUCCUGCUGUCCGCUUGAACAAGGAACUAGGUUUUAUCCUCACAUUCAAGUUGAAGGGAGAAGAUUUGAUACGUGAAAGUGGUAUCCCAUAUGCAAUUGUUAGACCUUGUGCUUUAACUGAGGAGCCUGCUGGAGCAGAUCUCAUUUUCGAUCAAGGAGACAAUAUAACGGGUAAAAUAUCGAGGGAAGAGGUUGCUCGGAUAUGCAUUGCUGCCUUGGAGAGCCCAUAUGUAUGUGACAAGACAUUUGAGGUCACAAGCGUGAUUCCUUUCAGUGAACCAUUCACAGUAGAUCCAGAAAAUCCACCGCCUGAGAAGGAUUACAACAUCUAUUUUAAAAAUUUGAAGGAUGGCAUCACAGGGAAAGAAUUGCUAGAACAAAGUCCUGUUCUUGUCUGA
Messenger RNA from Dovyalis caffra, 1797 nucleotides. The record is from the annotation of a GenBank genome assembly. Lineage: Eukaryota; Viridiplantae; Streptophyta; Magnoliopsida; Malpighiales; Salicaceae.